AAUUUUGUAUUCAACAAAUCGCUUCUACGGCUGCUGCUGCAUCUUAUCACAGCGAUGGACCAGCUAAGUCAAAAUGCUGUCGAAAAUUUAAGUACGGGAGAGGAAGAGUACUUGGACGAAUCACAGCAGGAAAUGGAUCCACUAGCAGCUGCGUGUGGAUCGGAGCUGUACCACGAGUUUCCGUAUAUUUUAGACGAUGUUGAAGUCGGAGAUAAUCUGUCCAUCUCAUGCGAUGAAAAUGACAACGUAGAUGCAGAACACAACAAGUUUUUCUUUCAUGCUGAAUUCAUCGUCAAAAAAUACACCAGGCAGAAAAGUGGUUUGUGUGUAAACUUGAAAAAGAAUGUGCCAGAAAAAGUGUCGGGAAAUACCCUAGCGGAAGUCUUGAAGUGUCUUUGGUAUUUCGUUGAACCCCACUUGUGCCGGGAAGUGGACGUCAGUGAGGUGGAUGGCAUAAAAGUGUCUUGGUCUAAGAAUGAGAAACCCGAUAUUCGAGACAUCGCUAAAUUCAUCUAUCUAAGGGACACUAAACGGAAGAAUUUGAUCAGAAUCGACCAACUUGGAGAAGGAAAAAUUAUGCUGCACUGGCGUGAAAAAACGAUGACUGUUUUUGCAUUUGCUUAUUCGCAGUCAGUUAGCUCAUUAGCUAUUUGGGAGGCAGUAAACAAGUGCCUUUUGCAGCCAGCAGAUACUGAUAGAGCUGGAGCUCCCAGUAACGUCCAUCUGGAUGUACUUGUCCGUGAGUUAAAGGAAGAACACUCUCAUCUUGAGAGUCAUGACUCUGGAUGGAUUCAGUGGGCAACGGCGAUUCACGCAUCACCAGCGCACGUUCAAGAAGACAUGAAGAAGAAAAUGCCACCGGUGGAAAUGAGAGGAAUGUUUUGGUCUCUGCCGACAACCGAAAGUACCCGGAUUGAAUGUACCCGCCAAGGAUUAACGGUUGCUCAAAAUAUUGUGGAUAAUUUGUCUACCGGUGUUGCAGAGCUUUGUGACAAAGCGGAUGAGCUAAUGAAUCUUGCAUUCGAAGUGAAAUUGCUGGCUCAAGGAGUUAAGGAAAAGCUGAACAUUUGCCAAGAUAUGAUAAGUGGCAUGCAAACGUCGAGUGCUCCACAGGAAACCGUAAUCAGCCAAGGGUUGCGAGAAAAAGUUGGUGAUAUGAUGGACAUUGACCAUAUCUGAUUUGAGUGUUUUACAUUGUUUUUCUUGAAUAUAA
Armigeres subalbatus is the source of this 1213-nucleotide messenger RNA. RefSeq lists its product as uncharacterized. The transcript has 2 exons. NCBI's taxonomy places the organism in Eukaryota, Metazoa, Arthropoda, Insecta, Diptera, Culicidae. The record is from RefSeq and is a predicted model, not a curated record. The coding region runs from base 55 to 1179 and encodes 374 amino acids.